GCCAGAUAAGCAAGAUCAAUCAGAUCAAUCAGAUCAUGGGGACCGGUUUCAGUUACAAGCACAUCAUGCACAGUUAUUCGACAGGCUACUUCCAAGGACAUCUAUAGCCAAGGAUCCGGAGAAUCCUAUGGUGGUCUUGGAUUGUCUGGCUCGGGAUUUAUUAACUAGGAUUAGCUCUACGGCACUCCACGGGGUGAUAGGGCACACGUCAUGCAACUUCGAAACGUGCGUCUACAUAAAUAACGGCGUGAGUGAUCAAUUGAACAUCGACCUACUCGAAAUUGCCCUUGCACUAUUCUUGAUUCGCGAUGCUCUUCCUGAACUUUCUUUUUCCAUUGCUGCAUCUAUCACACGCAGCGUCCAUCAUCUCGCGAUCCCAUUCCUAUCCACUCAACUCUCAUUCGUAUACGCUCGGCCCUGAAACCGACCUAAUAAUUUCCAAUAAAGUCAUAGCUCCAGACGGGUUUGCGCGUUCUGCAACUCUUGCCGGAGGAACAUUUCCAGGUCCAAUCAUCUCAGCCAAGAAGGGUGACAAAUUUGCGAUCAACGUCGUGAACCAACUCACUGACGAUUCAAUGUUGAAAAGUACCAGUGUGCAUUGGCAUGGAAUCUAUCAGAACAGGACUAACUAUGCAGAUGGAGUCGCGUUCGUUACUCAAUGCCCCAUUACGCAAAACGACUCGUUUCUGUACUCCUUCGAUGCACAGGGGCAGGCGGGAACAUUCUGGUAUCAUAGCCACUACUCGACCCAACAAUGCGAUGGCUUGCGCGGGGCUUUGAUUAUCUACGAUUCCGAUGAUCCUCUAUCCUACUUAUAUGACAUUGACGAUGAGGCCACUGUGAUCACCCUUGCUGACUGGUACCAUACGGUUGCCCCUGCUUUGAACCAUUUCGUCACUGUCAGUGCCAAUUCAACACUCAUCAACGGUUUCGGUCGAUACGCGGGUGGCCCCACCGAUACCGAACUUGCGGUGAUCAACGUUGAGUGCGGUAAAAGAUACCGCCUACGUAUCAUAGCACUGUCCUGCGAGCCCAAUUUCGUGUUCUCCAUCGAUGGCCAUAACUUGACGGUCAUCGAAGCGGAUGGUCACCUGACGGAGCCCCUCCUCGUGGACUCUCUCCGGAUAUAUGCUGGACAACGACACUCUGUUGUGCUCAAUGCGACUCAGCCAGUAGACAAUUACUGGAUACGAGCAUUCCCAAAUACCUUGUACUCGACCUUCGAUAAUCGCCAGAACAUGGCCAUCUUGCGAUAUCAGGGUGCACCUGUCACAGAGCCAACUACGAACCAAACCACAAGUACUAUGCCGCUUGCUGAGAACAACUUGCAUGCACUCAUUAAUCCCGGUCCACCUGGCAUUCCGGGAUAUGGGAAUGCAGAUAUCAACUUGAUGAUGAUUGUCAACAAAACAGAUGGAAUAUAUUACACCAACGGCGUUACAUUCGAGAAUCCCUCAGUGCCUGUGCUGCUCCAGAUCCUCAGCGGUGCACAAGAGGCAGCCGAUCUCCUUCCAAAGGGAACUGUUUAUGUUGUAGAGCCUAACAAGGUCGUCGAACUGACGAUGAUAAAUGGUGAAGUCCGCGGCCCACAUCCAAUUCAUCUUCACGGCCACAGCUUUGAUGUCGUUCAGAGCACUUUCAACAGCCCUUUCAACUACGUCAAUCCUGUGCGCAGGGAUACAUCAUACAUCGGGCUUUUGAACCAACAAAUGGUUAUUAGGUGGGUCACCGAUAACUCUGGUCCAUGGCUGCUGCAUUGUCAUGUCGACUGGCAUCUUGAGCAUGGGUUCGCUGUAGUUAUGGCCGAAAGUCCCUCGGACACUCGGAAGCAUCUGAACCCCUUACCCAAAACACAGAAAAAUCUUUGCCCAACGUUCGAAUCGUUAAGCCCAUCCCAGGUUGGAGGCGUAAAUUCAUAUAAAGAAGCAGAAAAUCUCGCCAUCUCGUUGGGGCAAAAUAUCACCACAGCGCUGUUUCCCUCAUAGUGUAUACUGUCGUAAUGGAAGUCUGAGAGCAAGGCGGCAUGAGAGAUUAACACUGACACUACACCUGACUCAUUGGGAACGGCACAAUUCUGUGGAGUAUAGCUAAGGGCGCAGUUAGAAAUCAUCCAGAUGGGGUAUCUCGAACGACGAC
This is a messenger RNA of Suillus clintonianus, 2136 nucleotides long. Its product is annotated as laccase. Gene Ontology annotation, molecular function: oxidoreductase activity; copper ion binding. The record is from RefSeq and is a predicted model, not a curated record. NCBI's taxonomy places the organism in Eukaryota, Fungi, Basidiomycota, Agaricomycetes, Boletales, Suillaceae. Bases 309 to 1985 code for a protein of 558 amino acids. The transcript has 12 exons.